AUGAGGCCUCUGGUGCCGGCCAUUCGGCUGGUUUGUCUUCCUCUGCGGACAGCAGUGCGGCCGCGUCGGCUGUUCCGGGGUCCUGAGGGCUCGAGGGCGUGGACGAGCAAGACGGGAUCGCACAAAGAGCAAUUCCGGACUUCAUCUGGAUCUGGCCCACGACGGACACGCGUGACGCUCCUGGCAGCAGUCCACGGCGCGGCUGCUCUGGGGACGUCUGCGUUUGUGGAGCUGAGCGAGACGGACAACAGCGGGACGGCACACACGGUGGAGACGCGGAUGCUGGAGGUGUCGCGCGCAGAGAUUGCCAAGACGGUCAGCGCGGACGCGUGGGGGCCGCUGCGGCUGUGGCGACAGGUGGUGCUGUUGGUGGAUCUUUACGUGUGGGAGCCUCUGUGCACAGGACUGCGGCUGGUGCAGCUCAGCUGCAUCUUCGUGCCGGUGCUGGCGAUGGCGCCGUGCAUCUGGAUGGGACGACGUCGACGGGACCGUGACAAUGAGCGGGUGGGCGCUCUGCUGUGGUACCGCGUCCUGGUCAAGGCCAUGGAGCUGGCUGGGCCAACGUUUAUCAAGCUGGGCCAGUGGGCGGCGUCACGAUCAGACAUCUUCCCGACCGAGAUGUGUGCGGUCAUGUCGAAGCUGCACUCGGAUGCACCGGCACACUCGAUCCGCCAGACGCGGCUGACGGUCGAGACGGCCUUUGGCGGCCGCAUGGACGAGAUCUUUGACGAGUUUGACGUCGAGCCGCUGGGCGUUGGUGCCAUCGCUCAGGUCUACAAGGCACGGCUGCGACCAGCAGGUCCGAACACGCGGGCGAACCGGGAUAGCGAAGAGGAAGAGGCCAGCCACAACCACAGCGACAAAUACGGACUGGAGAAUGUGCGACGCCGCGUGGAGCCGCUGAUCAAGAGCACGCCGCAGCGCGUACCGUCUUCCUAUGUGGCCGUCAAGGUGUUGCAUCCCGGCGUCGAGCGGACGGUGCGGCGCGAUCUGCGGAUCAUGGGCUUCUUCGCGGCCGUGCUCAACGCGGUCCCGACAAUGGAGUGGCUCUCGCUGCCGGACGAGGUGGCGCAGUUUGGCGAGAUGAUGCGGCUGCAGCUUGACCUGCGAAUCGAGGCGGCCAACCUGACCAUCUUUCGGCGCCACUUCCGCGACCGCACGACAGCCUCGUUUCCGUUUCCUCACCCCGAGUUCACCACACGCAACGUGCUGGUCGAGGAGUUCGCUCAGGGAUUACCGCUGUCGGCCUUUAUCGACAACGGUGGCGGCGUGUUCCAGCACGAGAUCGCGUCCGAGGGCCUCGACGCCUUUUUCCGCAUGCUGCUGCUCGACAACUUUGUGCACGCCGAUCUGCAUCCGGGCAACAUCAUGGUGCGGUUCUACCAGGCAGCUCGGCCGGACCUCUCGCUGUCGGGCAGGGCUGAGAGCCAGAAAAGCCCGAAGCCACAGGAGCAGCCCGACGUGACCGAGCAGGUGCUCGCCCGACUGCGGCCGCACUUCCACGACAAGGUGGCCUGGCAGGCCGAGCUGGCCCGCAUCGAUCACGAGGGCUUCCGGCCGCAGCUCAUCUUCAUCGACACCGGGUUGGCGACGCAGCUGAAUGAAACGAACCGGCGCAACUUUCUGGACCUGUUCCGGGCCGUGGCCGAGUUCGACGGAUAUCGCGCCGGACAGCUGAUGUGCGAGCGGUGCCGGCAGCCCGAAGCAGUCCUGGACGAGGACGUGUUCGCGCUCAAAAUGCAGCACCUGGUGCUCUCGGUCAAGAGCCGGACCCUGGCCCUUGGAAACGUUCGCAUCGGCGACAUCCUGCAGCAGGUUCUCGGCAUGGUGCGUGGCCACCAUGUCCGCAUGGAGGGCGACUUUGUCAACAUCGUGCUCAGCAUUCUGCUGCUCGAGGGCAUCGGCCGCAGCCUCGACCCGGACAUUGACCUGCUCAGCGCGUCACUGCCGAUCUUGCGCCAGCUCAGCGCCCAGAGCGGUGCCGACUUUGUCAAGGCCGGCGACUUCUCCAUGCUGCGCAUCUGGGUCGGCCUGGAGACCCGCCGCUUCCUGCAGGCGAGCAUUGAGGAUGUCGAGCGAUGUGUCCGAUACGAUCUCCUCUCGCCGAAUGUGUAG
This is a messenger RNA of Grosmannia clavigera kw1407, 2115 nucleotides long. RefSeq names its product ubiquinone biosynthesis protein. Gene Ontology annotation, cellular component: mitochondrion. Bases 1 to 2115 code for a protein of 704 amino acids. The record is from RefSeq and is a predicted model, not a curated record. Lineage: Eukaryota; Fungi; Ascomycota; Sordariomycetes; Ophiostomatales; Ophiostomataceae. The transcript has 2 exons.